This is a messenger RNA of Trichomycterus rosablanca, 1478 nucleotides long. Its product is annotated as zinc finger protein 853-like. The transcript has 3 exons. The record is from RefSeq and is a predicted model, not a curated record. The coding region runs from base 17 to 1273 and encodes 418 amino acids. Lineage: Eukaryota; Metazoa; Chordata; Actinopteri; Siluriformes; Trichomycteridae.
AGAGGCAACAUCUAAAAUGUCCUGGUUCAGGAACUUGUGGUGUUGUUUCAGCGUCCCGACCGACGACGACGAGCCACCAAGACCCAGACCUGAGAGGAGGGCGAGAAGGACGAGAUGGUGGAGAUGGUGGAGACGCAACAGCAGAGAACGGCAGGAGAACACGAACGUGGAGGAACAUCAGAGGAUGGGAAAUGGAGAGAACCCAGGAACAAGUACACAGGUUCUGCAAGACCAAGGGCAGGACCUGGAAAUACAGGUGGUUCUGGAGAAUUACAUCCAGGAACUGGAGAGGCAGGGGGUUCGGAUGAACCAAGCCCAGGUCCUGGAACAGCAGAUUAAUCUGAUGAACCAAGCCCAAGUCCUGGAGGAACAGGUGGUUCGGAUGGACCAAGCCCAGGUCCUGGAGGAGCAGGUGGUUCAGAUGAACCAAGCCCAGGUCCUGGAGGAACAGGUGGUUCUGGAGAACCCAAUUCAGCAACUGGAGGUACAGGUAUUUAUGCAGGAACAAGCCCAGGUCAUGGAGGAUCAGGUGGAUCAAACUGACCCAAUGCAUAAAAUGGAUGAGCUGCUUGUUCAGCUGAGGCAGGUGCACGAACGGAUAGCGCAGCUGGUUCUGGGGAAACAAGUAGAAGAACUUCUGGAGAACCAUGAGAAGGAACAGAAUGAGCUUGUGGUUCUGGAGAAGGAACCAAAGAAGCAGGUGGUUCUGGAAAGCAGAGUGAAGGAACCGAAAGAGCUUGGGGUUCUAAUGGACCAACUUCAUAAAAUGGAGGAGCAGGUAAGUGUGCUGGACCAAGUGCAGGAUCUGAUAGAUCAUGUGGUUCUGAAAAACCAGGAGCAGGAACCAAUGAAGCAGGAUGUUCUAAUGGAACAACUGCAUAAACUGGAGGAGCAGCUGGUUCUGGGGAUGGAGAGCAGGAAUCUGGAGAAGGUAGCCACACCAGACAUGAUAAGGAAAGUGAAUUGGGUGGCUGUGGAGAACUCAGAGGAAGAGAACCCUGAAGAGCAGCUGGUCCUGGGGACGGAGAGCAGGAAUCUGGAGGAGGUAGCCACGCCAGACAUGAUAAGGAAAGUGAACUGGGUGGCUGUGGAGAACUCAGAGGAAGAGAACCCUGAGGAGCAGAUCCCGAUUACAGAAGGGAUUGAAGGAGAUCCACUUCAGGCUGAUGUUCUGGAGAACGUCUUGGGGUCUUCGUCUGAUGAAGUGGUGCAGCAGCAGAACGUCGAUCACGUUCUGAUUGCUCCCACCUUCAUGAACCAACCUAGUGUGUGAGACUGAUGGAGGCCACGGUGGAGAAUCAAGGCGUGUCCGUGCUCGGCGAUGCUCCCGGUCUCCAUGAUGAAGCUAAAGAGGAUGAGCUCCGCAUGCAUUGUUUCUCCUGAUCAUCUGGAGAACCUGGAGGAGGCGGAAUGAAGAACCACCAGCUGACACGACGAGCUCCAGAAACUUUCCAUCAAUAAAGUUCUUUAAAAAUAAA